AUGGCUGACGACGCGGGCGACAAGUUCGUUCACGAGGUGGCGAUAGAGCUCUCGCGCAUGAUGAAUCUCGUCAACCCCAACGAUACCCUGGCUCAACGAGUUGUCGACAUUGCGCGCGGCAAUCGAUCCGGUGCCGCGUUUGUCCACGCCAUGUCUACGUUUGGAAAGUUCGCCGAGGAUCCUCUCCUGUCUCUCCAUCAGCGGAUUCUGGCGCAUCUGGCGCUGGUCGCAUCGCGCGCCAACCUUCCCGGCGCUAAGCCCAACAUGGAGGGGAUGGACCACGAAUCGUCCGAUGUGCUGGAGGCCGAAGCGCCGCGGCGUGGUGGGCUGCGACAGGGGGCCGGGCCGAAAUUCACACCUGUCGCGCGCGAGUCAAAGCUCGGUCUGGACAAGCUUGCGGCGCAGAAGCGCGCUGAAGCUGGGGAGCCGCCCAGCAAGCGUAUGAAGGUUGAGGCUGGACGGGAGGAAGAGAACGGGGGCGUGUUCAAGGUUCCUGCAAUCCCAAUCAAGCGUGAAGCGCGGCGUGUGAAGCCGGAGGAGACACCAAGCCACGGCGGUGGCAUCUCCGAUUCUGCCAAGGCGCGGCUGGAGGAGUACCGUCGGAAUCGGAACAAGCCAAGCACAGCGGUAUCCGCGAGCAAUGAGCGAAGGGAACGGGGUGGUAUCGGAGACUUCCAGGGACGAGCGAAUCGUGGGUCCUAUUACGACGAGCGCGAUCGCGACAGGAGGGAUCGGACAGACGACCGUGACCGGUGGCGCGACGGCCGCGACCGCGACCGCUACGACCAGCGGAGAGUUGAUGGGCGGGACCGUGACCGCGGUGGCAAGAGCUGGGACGCCGCGCCGACACCCCGCACGACUCGUCCCGAUCGCGACGGUGACGGGAGCUUGCGCGUUCCAAACCGUGGGUGGGAUGAGACACCUGGCCGCCCUGGUUUCCGUGGCAAGCGCAGCUGGGACGAGACCCCCGGGCGGAAGAGCCGACCCGACAGCCCCGAGUUUGAGGUCGAUGCGAAAGAGUGGGAGGAGGAGCAAGUCCGGAUCGAUCGCGACUGGUACUCGUACGAUGACGAGGGUGCAGUUGCGGGAGAUGACGAGCACAACCCCUUCGCGCAGUGGACUGCGUUGGAGACGGCGAAGGAGGCUGAGAUGCAGCAGAAGGUUGCGAAGCGCCAAACAGCGCGGCAAGCGCAGUACAAUGCCGAUAACGACAAGUGGGAGAACAACCGCAUGCUCACGUCGGGCGUGAUUCAGGCUGGUGACGUCGAUCAAGAUUUUGAAGAGGAUGCAGACAGCAAGGUCCAUGUGCUCGCGCACGACAUCAAACCGCCCUUCCUCGAUGGCAGCAGCAUCUACACGCGCCAGCUAGAGCCGGUAAGCGCCGUGCGCGACCCAACGUCCGACAUGGCGGUGUUUUCUCGGAAGGGGAGCGCGCUGGUGCGCGAGCGCCGCGAACGGCAAGAGCGUGAAAAGGCCGCCGCCAAGGCUGCCAGCAUGGCGGGUACAACCCUGGGCAACCUCAUGGGUGUGAAGGACGAACCCGAACUGGGCGCAGAAGGGCAGAAGGAUGCCGUGGACGAGAACGCCAGCUACAAGGCCGGCUCUCAAUUCGCCACUCAUUUGAAGAAGCAGGAGGGCGCGAGCGACUUUGCGCGCAACCGCACACUGAAGGAGCAGCGCGAGUACCUGCCUGCCUUUGCGGUGCGCGAGGAGCUUAUGCGUACACUGCGCGACAACCAGGCAGUGACGAUUGUCAUCGGAGAGACCGGUUCGGGCAAGACGACGCAGCUCGCUCAGUUCCUGUAUGAGGAGGGAUACUGCCAGAACGGUAUGAUCUGCUGCACACAGCCGCGCCGUGUGGCAGCCAUGAGUGUGGCUAAGCGUGUAUCUGAGGAGAUGGAGUGCGAGCUUGGCGGCCUGGUCGGCUACUCGAUCCGUUUUGAAGACGUCACCUCGAAAGCGACGCGCAUCAAGUAUAUGACCGACGGUAUCUUGCUGCGCGAGUCCCUCACAGAUCAAGACCUGGACGGGUACAGCGUCAUCAUUCUCGACGAGGCGCACGAACGGUCGCUGAGUACCGACAUCAUUAUGGGUUUGUUGCGGAAAAUCAUUAUGCGCCGCCGCGACCUGAAACUGAUCGUGACGUCGGCUACCAUGAACGCUCAGAAGUUCUCCGACUUCUUCGGUAAUGCCGCUCAGUUCACAAUUCCUGGCCGCACUUUCCCCGUUGAGAUUUUCCACUCCAAGUCACCCUGCGAGGACUAUGUCGACAGCGCGGUCAAGCAGGUGCUGCAGAUCCACUUGACGAGUCCCAAGGGUGACAUCUUGGUGUUUAUGACGGGUCAAGAGGAUAUCGAAGCGACGUGCUCUGUGAUCGAGGAGCGGCUCGAGCAAUUGGACGACCCGGCGCCGCUCGCUGUGCUCCCCAUUUACUCACAGAUGCCCGCCGACUUGCAAGCCAAAAUCUUCCAGCCGACGCCGGACGGGCGGCGCAAGGUUGUCGUGGCAACCAACAUCGCUGAAACGUCGCUUACGGUCGACGGCAUUCUGUACGUCGUGGAUGGCGGGUACGCCAAGGUCAAAGUGUAUAAUCCCAAAGUGGGAAUGGACGCUCUACAGAUCACGCCGAUCUCGCAAGCCAAUGCGGGCCAGCGCACAGGUCGUGCGGGUCGUACGGGUCCUGGCUACUGCUAUCGUCUGUAUACCGAGACGGCAUACUUGAACGAGCUGCUGCCCAACAACAUCCCAGAAAUCCAGCGCACAAACCUGGCCAAUACUGUGCUUCUUCUGAAAACGCUAGGAGUGAAGAACCUGCUCGAAUUUGACUUCAUGGAUCCCCCACCGCAGGACAACAUUAUCCAGUCCAUGUGGCAAUUGUGGUACAUGGGCGCGCUCGACAACCUGGGCGACCUAACUCCCGAGGGCAAGGCCAUGUCGAAUUUCCCGAUGGACCCGGCGUUGGGCAAGAUGCUCAUUGUGGCCGAGAAGAACGGGUGCAGUGCCGAGGUGCUCACGAUCGUGUCUAUGCUGUCCGUGCCGAGCGUCUUCUACCGUCCCCCUCAGAGGGCCGAGGAGAGUGACGCGGCGCGCGAAAAGUUCUUUGUCCCCGAAUCCGACCAUCUGACCCUCCUGCAUGUGUACACGCAAUGGAAGAACAACGGCUUCAGCGACCACUGGUGCAUGAAGCACUUCCUGCAUCCCAAGAUUCUUCGCAAGGCGCGCGAGGUCCGCGGGCAGCUUGAGGACAUCAUGAAGACGCAGAAGAUGCAGGUCGUGUCGUGCGGGACGGACUGGGAUAUUGUGCGCAAAUGCAUUACGGCGGGAUACUUCCACCAGGCCGCACGCGUCAAGAACCUCGGCGAAUACGUCAACAUCCGGCAGGGCACGCCGUGCGUGCUGCACCCCACGUCGGCGCUAUACGGCCUCGGCUACAUGCCCGACUACGUGGUGUACCACGAACUGGUCCUCACGUCCAAGCAGUACAUGAUGUGCGUGACGUCCGUCGACCCGUACUGGCUGGCUGAGCUCGGCGGCGUCUUCUUCUCGAUCCGCGAACGCAACUUUGACGGGCUGCAGCGCGCGCGCGCGACGCACGACUUCAACAAGAAGACGGAGCUGCUCGCGCAGAUGGCUGAGCAGCGCGACGAGCUCGAGCGGAAGAAGGCGGCCGAGAUGCGUGCAGAAGCGGUCGCGCGCACGCCCAAGAUUGGCGGCGUGACGCCGCGGCACGCAGCCACGCCGCGCUCGGCGGGCAUCGGAGCCGGCGCGCGCAUCAACCGCCCAAGUGCGACGCCGCGGCGGCGCGGCGGCGGUAUUUAG
This is a messenger RNA of Cutaneotrichosporon oleaginosum, 3819 nucleotides long. RefSeq lists its product as uncharacterized. Gene Ontology annotation, biological process: mRNA splicing, via spliceosome. The record is from RefSeq and is a predicted model, not a curated record. NCBI's taxonomy places the organism in Eukaryota, Fungi, Basidiomycota, Tremellomycetes, Trichosporonales, Trichosporonaceae. Gene Ontology annotation, molecular function: RNA binding; ATP binding; 3'-5' RNA helicase activity. Gene Ontology annotation, cellular component: intracellular anatomical structure; spliceosomal complex.